Molecule: messenger RNA, 1409 nt
Organism: Punica granatum (pomegranate)
Lineage: Eukaryota; Viridiplantae; Streptophyta; Magnoliopsida; Myrtales; Lythraceae
Source: RefSeq, a predicted model, not a curated record
ACCGUUGAAAAGUACUAAUUUCACCGGCCGGUUCUAUGCUACGUACAUAUUUUACCAACUAAUGCAGAGAGAAAUCCACGCGUAGAGAGAGUGCCUGCAAUCAAAUGCACUGCAAUGUAAUGCAACGUAAAUUUCCUUUGCUUUUCCACAAUCCAUUUGUGUUUGCCCAUAAAUUUCAUACAACUGCAUGCAUAUGCAUUUGCGCUAUAUAUAUUAAAGAGGGUUCUCCUCUCCUCCUUGGGCAACCAAAGUUUUUCUCUCCAUAAAUUCACAAUCCUUAUUCCUUCUUACGGAGGCCAAUUAAGUUUCUUCCGGCCGAAGCUUGGUUCAACCAAACAAAUUCCCUAAAGAGUUUGCCAUCGUCUCUUUUCUCGAUAAAUUUCCAUUUGGGAGGUAUGGCUGCUGUUGUUACUGGCCCGGAUGCAAAACCAGCCGCUAGCCACUGCUGCAGGUUUGAGUUGAAGAAAUACAAGACGGCGUUCACAUGCCAGGUUUGCAGGGUCGAAAGUUACGAUGCUGAAAGAUAUCGGUGCAAUCACUGCGGCGAGGAUCGGCACAUGGGCUGCAUUCGACUUGCUGAUGAAAUCAAACUUGGCCCCGGCCCCAAGAACAUCUUCAGCACGGGCCCCGUGUUCAUGCUUUUUGAUACUCCACAGAAAGGGAGGAAUUCGAAAAAUGAGAAAUGGGCCAAGAACUGUCUGGUGUGCGGGAUGCCGAUCAGGCAUUACAGCUAUCACGCUCAGACCACGGGAAACAAGGACUUGAACAUGCACCCGCGCUGUGCUGAGCUCACCACAUUCAACACCAACAGCCGCGUGCCCCUUGAGCUUCAAACGGGGGAAAGACAUAGCUGUGUGUGGUGCGGCAAGAAACGACCUGAGGGAGCGUCCCCAGCUGGCCCGACAGAUUUCUACUGUUGGUCAUACAGGUUGACAGGGGGCAGGAACCGCAUUCAUGUGCACUGCUACACAGAAAUGGUGAUUGAGGCCUUGAAGAGCAUUGCUCAGUUGGACGACGAUGACAAUAUACAUAUCGUCUUGAAACGGAGGAGGAGUUCUGAUAGAAAUGAGUUGGAAUCAAUAUUAAGCGAAGUUCUUAAAAUUGGCCUGGACGUUGCUGGAAUAGGAUUCACGGAUAUCUUUCUAGACUUAGCUUGAUCGAGUGAUCAGUUCAAACUGAUGACAAUUGCUUCAUUUCCGUAAACUGAAUUUCUGGAAUGUAGGUGGAGACUGUUUGUGUGAGUUGUCUUGUUUUUGUAUGUACGCUUCCCACAUCAUAUAUAUGUUUUCUGUAUGUACUCACGUAUUUUCUGUUUGUCUUGUAAAUUAUCUUAUAAGGACUUUGCAUGUUAUGUUAAUUAUCGUAUUCAUCGACUGUACUGCAAUUGCAUUUGAUAUUAUUCAGCUGGG